This is a messenger RNA of Dinoponera quadriceps, 680 nucleotides long. RefSeq lists its product as uncharacterized. The coding region runs from base 296 to 562 and encodes 88 amino acids. The transcript has 3 exons. NCBI's taxonomy places the organism in Eukaryota, Metazoa, Arthropoda, Insecta, Hymenoptera, Formicidae. The record is from RefSeq and is a predicted model, not a curated record.
AUAAUAAUUUUGAACAAUCAAAUAUAUCGGUCGUUUUUUUUCUCUUUUUGUGUAUGUAAUAAAUGUUGCUUGAGCUCGAAGUUUUUCUUUGUCAAAGACUACGGUCAAUACUGCUCAAUGCGUCUGUUCGUUUCUAUGAUUACUUCAAGUGUCACGUGGAUGGAUGUUGGGUUUUUUUGAUAUUUGGUAUCUUCAGAAGAAACAGUUCUUUUCAGACAGUGAUAAAAAAUACAAAAAAUAUUUGUCGAGUGAAAAUAUCAAAGCUUAUAUAGAACAUAGCGUUUAAAUAUAAGAAAUGGCACAAGGAAAGCUCAAAGUUAAAACAAAAUUACCAGAGAAGGUGAAAGCAAAGGCCAAGAAAGGCAAGAAAGGCCCUGCUAUUCAGAGACGUGGAAAUGCACCUGUGCAACCGAAGAAAGCAAAAUUACAGGAAACAGCAAAAUUGAAGAAAAUGAUUACAAAGGCAGUGAAUAAUGAUAUGGAAGAUGAGUUGCGAGAAAGAGCUUUGGAGGGAAAAAAAUCUCUCACAAAGAAAGAUCCUUCCAAAAUACAAAAAAAAUAGUUGUACAUAUUAAUUUAAAAAAACUGUUGUUCUAAUACAUAAAGUUAUUGACAUAACUUGUUUAAUGUACUAGACAUAACUUGUUUAAUGUACUAGUUAAGAAUAUUUAGAAAUAUAU